UUGAACAUUCAUCAUUCUUACUACUUCUGCUGUCCUUCAAGAAAUAGAAAUGGAUCAUCUUGCGAAUGCCUUCGCGGCGCUCCUCGCCCUGGCAUUGUUCUGCAGUGCUGCCGAAGGAGUAUUUGUAACAGUUGAUGCAGUUGCGGAGGUUUGCUUUCACGACGAUGUGAAAACCCACACGAAAAUGGGACUCACAUUUGAAGUUUCUGAAGGUGGAUUUCUAGACAUUGAUGUGAAGAUCAACGGUCCGGACAACAAGGAGAUUUACGCCGGUACUCGCGAGACCAAUGGCAAAUAUACGUUCUCUGCGCACAUGGAUGGCGUGUACACCUAUUGCUUCAGUAACAAGAUGUCCACUAUGACACCUAAGACUGUGCUGUUCAAUAUGGACAUUGGCGAAAAGGAGAAGAAAGAAGAUGAAUCUGAGCACCAUAACCAGUUGGAGGAGAUGGUAGCGCAGCUCUCCACGGCGCUCACAAGCGUCAAACACGAACAGGACUACAUGGAAGUGCGAGAGCGUAUCCACCGCAUGAUCAACGACAACACCAAUUCCCGCGUGGCGUGGUGGGCAUUCUUCGAGGACUUCAUCCUCAUCUGCAUGACGGUCGGACAGAUCUACUACCUCAAGCGCUUCUUUGAAGUGCGACGCGUCGUGUAAAUUCCCCAGCGUGGGACAGUGCUGUAUUAUCUCCGGUGCUUGAAGAAGAGAGAGUGAGUGAGCCUGUGUGUGUGUGUGUGUGUGUGUGUGUGUGUGUGUGUGUGUGUGUGUGUGUGUGUGUGUGUGUGUGUGUGUGUGUGUGUGUGUGUGUGUGCGCGUACGUGCAUGACAGAUGGACAUUAGCGAUAGCCAGUGUGUGCGUAAAUAACUUCAAGCAUCGUGUACAAAUUGUGCAUACCGUCCAGGUCUGCAAGCGUGUGUUGCUUCAUCUCUUUGGCUGUUUUCGUAUUUUCCGUUUCUUCGGUUCUGACCAAAUUUUAAAUGAUUAUUCUUUUACGGCGGGCAGCGAGUGCCCGUCUGCAAUAAUGCUGGUGCUUGGGAACAACACGUGACAUUUUUGUUCAACUGAAAACUGCGUUGCUACGUUGCGCCCCUUG
This is a messenger RNA of Sycon ciliatum, 1095 nucleotides long. Its product is annotated as transmembrane emp24 domain-containing protein 2-like. Gene Ontology annotation, cellular component: Golgi apparatus; COPII-coated ER to Golgi transport vesicle; endoplasmic reticulum. The record is from RefSeq and is a predicted model, not a curated record. Lineage: Eukaryota; Metazoa; Porifera; Calcarea; Leucosolenida; Sycettidae. Gene Ontology annotation, biological process: endoplasmic reticulum to Golgi vesicle-mediated transport; intracellular protein transport; Golgi organization. The coding region runs from base 50 to 658 and encodes 202 amino acids. The transcript is spliced from 4 exons.